AAUGGAUAAUUAAAAGAAAUGCUUGUUUGAAAAAUUUGGAGGAGACUAAUAAGUAUCUGAACUUAUUGAUCAAUUCUAUUAUAAAGUACUCUUUGAUAAACUUCUUCGUGAUAAAUUUUUGAAGGCAGACAUGAGUAGAGUAAGAUAUCAAUAAAAGCGAUUCUUCUCUUAAAUGAUGGGUGAUAAAAAUACUUAAUAUACUGGCAGGUAUUAUCAAUAAAUUAAUAUAUAUAUAGAGAUUUAAUAGAAGUCCACAAAAAUCUGAAUAUCACAAAUUAAUAAUUUGAUAAAUUUAAGACUCAUCUUAAAAAUAUUGCUUAAGACAUGGAAGUCCCAAUAUAAGAUAUUGAUGAAUUACUUUAAUAUGUUGAAAAUCAUAGAGAUGUAAUUGUGUUUUCAAAAUGAU
This is a messenger RNA of Paramecium pentaurelia, 406 nucleotides long. NCBI's taxonomy places the organism in Eukaryota, Ciliophora, Oligohymenophorea, Peniculida, Parameciidae. The record is from the annotation of a GenBank genome assembly.